AUGACGAGCGUCGACGACCUUUUCAAGAAGCCUGGCAUACCAUCAGGAUCGCUCAAGCGCAAGCUCGAGGUCCCAGACGCGCAAGAAGCAUACAAGGCGACAAAAGUCUCGAGUGGAUCAUCACCCAACGGCAACCAUUCGAAUGGCGCGACUGUCGAAGAUGAGAACGACGACGAUGUCGAGGCAGGCCCUGAACUUCCCCCGGAUGAAGACGACGACGAAGAGGGGCGAUUCUUUGGCACGGGCAUGACGAAAGACACGGCAGAAGCGUUGGAUUAUAUCGACCAGCAAGAGGAAGAGACAUAUGAACCAGAGAAGAUCGAUUCGGUAUGGCUACGGCGACUCAUCACAGGCUUUGAAAAGAAGGUCAAUAAGAAUGCGGAGCUGCGAGCAAGAUACGAAGGGGAUCCUGCAAAGUUCAUGGACUCGGAGGCAGAUCUGGAUGCAGAGAUCAAGAGUUGGAGUCUGCUGAGUGAACACCCGGAGCUGUAUGUCGAGUUUGCGGAGUCAGGCUCAGUUUCAAAUUUGAUCGGUCUGCUUGCGCACGAGAACACGGACAUUGCGAUUGGGGCGAUUGAGAUCAUUUCAGAGCUUCUGGAUGAGGACGUGCAAGCUGAGCAAGAGCAGUGGGACGCACUCGUGGCUGCAUUAUUGGACGCAGAUCUAUUGGAGCUUUUGAUGAGCAACCUGAAGAGACUGGACGAAGAGAACGAGAGCGACCGAAGUGGUGUCUAUCACAGUCUGGCGGUGCUCGAGAACUUGGCGAGCCAGCAGUCCGUGGCAGAGAAGAUUGGGCAAGAGAAGGUGUUGCUAUGGCUUUGCAAUCGCAUAAAAGAACCAGAAAGGCCUCUCGGUCAGAACAAGCAGUACGCCGCAGAAGUUCUGCAAGUAUUAUUGCAAAACUCUCAACCCAUCCGGAAAAGACUUGCUACCGAUCUUGAUGGGGUGGAUUUGUUUCUUCGGCUUCUCGCAGCAUACAGAAAGCGAGACCCACCCAAGGACAGCCAUGAAGAAGAAUACUCGGAAAACGUUUUCGAUGCGCUAACUUGCGUGGUGGACGAGCAAGAAGGCAAAUCGAAGUUCGUUGAAGCAGAAGGAGUGGAGCUGUGCUUGAUCAUGCUCAAGGAAGGAACGAAGAACAUUUGCCAACGAGCCCUCCGAGUCUUGGACCAUGCAGUCGCUGGCCAAGGAUCUGCGUCGGCUGCUGUCUGCGAAAAGGUGGUAGAAGCUGCUGGUCUCAAGACCAUAUUCAGCCUUUUCAUGAAGCGGUCCGACAGUGCGACCGUUGAGCAUGUCCUUGGCAUGUUUUCUAGUCUACUGCGUCUCUUGCCAGGAGAUUCUGCCGCGCGGAUUCGGACGCUUUCCAAGUUCACCGAAAAGCAGUACGAAAAGACUUCCAAGCUGAUCGAGCUACGCAAAGAAUACGCUCGCCGAAUCGCAGUGGUCGAUAAAGACAUCAGGAAGGAGCAGUCCACGUUACCAGACGACGAAAUCGAACAGCGCGCUGCCGAAUGGCUGUCUCGACGACUUGAUGGAGGCCUGUUCUCCCUGCAAACCAUCGACAUUAUUCUUGCGUGGUUGGUAGCGGAAGAUCAAGUGGUCAAGGCGAAAGUUGCUGAAAGUCUGGGCGAUGACGGGACGCAGCAGAUCAAGUCAUCUUUGGAGGAUCAGAAGAAUGGGCUCGAAGAUGGAAAUGCCGAAGACGAGGAUACUAGGGAGAUGCUUGAUACCCUGAUGACUUUCUUGUAA
Messenger RNA from Zasmidium cellare ATCC 36951, 1749 nucleotides. RefSeq lists its product as uncharacterized. Lineage: Eukaryota; Fungi; Ascomycota; Dothideomycetes; Mycosphaerellales; Mycosphaerellaceae. The coding region runs from base 1 to 1749 and encodes 582 amino acids. The record is from RefSeq and is a predicted model, not a curated record. Gene Ontology annotation, cellular component: spliceosomal complex. The transcript has a single exon.